UAUAUAUCUUCGCCUAUUCUGAUCUGCUGAAAAAAAGCACUCAAACACGAAGAUGGACGGCCACCACCACAACACCCGCCACCACGAUCGCCGAGAAGAAGAAUACAACCACCCGCCUCCUCCACCGCAAGUUCACCACACCGGGCCAGCGCCGCCUCAAGUGCACCACACCGGCCCCACUCCAAACGCGCCGCCAGUCUACACAGUGAACGCCCACAAUCCAUCGCCGCCGCAAGUCCAUCACACCUCCCACACCUCCUACUCUCCUCCUCCGCCGCCGCACGUGCCAAGCCACAGCCCGGCGCCCGCCGCCCACCACCAGCCUAAUGCUCCGGCCCACAACGAGCUGGCAAAUAAACCUUCUGUGAGGAUGUAUUGUAAGGCUGAGCCCAAUUUCUCCUUGACCAUUCGCGAGGGGAAGGUUGUUCUUGCGCCGUCGAAUUCCGCCGAUCCUUUGCAGCACUGGAUAAAAGAUGAGAAGUUUAGCACGAGAGUCAAGGACAAAGAGGGCUUCCCAAGUUUUGCUUUGGUCAACAAAGCCACUGGACAAGCCAUGAAGCACUCUAUUGGUGCUACUCAACCUGUGGAGUUAACUCCUUACAAUUCCAACAAACUCGAUGAAUCCAUUUUGUGGACUGAGAGCAAGGACUUAGGCGAUGGCUAUCACGCAGUGAGGAUGGUCAGCAACAUCAAACUAAACGUGGAUGCAUUCAACGGGGAUAAGAACCAUGGUGGCGUCCACGAUGGCACUAGAAUCGUGCUCUGGGAGUGGAAGAAGGAUUCAAAUCAACGCUGGAAGAUCGUCCCAUUCUGAUUGAUUGCAUCUCGUGGAUCUCUUGCGUGGAUGUGUGUUUGUUGUCGAGUGGUUUAUUUUACUAC
Salvia hispanica is the source of this 879-nucleotide messenger RNA. It is a transcript of the gene EULS3, whose product is annotated as hydroxyproline-rich glycoprotein family protein. NCBI's taxonomy places the organism in Eukaryota, Viridiplantae, Streptophyta, Magnoliopsida, Lamiales, Lamiaceae. The record is from RefSeq and is a predicted model, not a curated record.